AUAACUUUGGUGAGGUUUCAAGAGAUGGAUCUUAGAAGAGUGAUUAUCUUUCUAGCUUUUGCUGUUAUUAUCCUGCCUUCAUGUGCUCCUUCAAAAGCUCAUCUUCAAGUUGGUUUUUAUAAACAUACAUGCCCCUCAGCUGAAUCCAUAGUCAAAAAAGAAGUUAUGAAAGCUCUUAAGCAUAAUCCUGGCAUGGCUGCUGGCCUUGUUAGAUUGCAUUUCCAUGAUGCAUUUGUCAGGGGAGCUGAUGCAUCAGUUCUGAUUGAUUCAACAAGCAACAACAAAGCAGAAAAAGAUGCACCGCCAAACUACCAAAGUCUCCGGGGAUUCGAAAUCAUCGACGCAGCAAAAGCCCGGCUUGAAGCCAAAUGCAAAGGCAAAGUCUCAUGUGCUGAUGUCCUAGCAUUUGCAGCAAGAGAUAGUGUUCGUUUUAGCAUGAAGAUAAAUUAUGCUGUGCCAUCAGGAAGAAGAGAUGGAAGGGUUUCAUUGGCUUCUGAGGCAGCAUCCAAUCUACCAUCUCCUUCUUAUAAUCUCACUCAGCUCACACAAAGCUUCAAGUGCAAGGGUUUCUCACAAGAAGAAAUGAUCAUUCUAUCAGGAGCACACACAAUUGGACUUUCUCACUGUAGUUCAUUCAUAGAAAGGCUCUACAACUUCAACUCAACAAUAAACCAAGAUCCGAGUUUAGAUCCAACUUAUGCUAAACGACUGAAGAAACAAUGCCCAUGUGGGAGCACUAACAGCAACAAUUUGGUGCCAAUGGAUCCAUACAGUCCUACAAAAUCUGACAGUAACUAUUACAAGCUCAUCUUGUCUAACCGUGGGUUAUUCACAUCAGAUCAAACCCUAAUUUCCACUCCAGAGAGCAAGACACAAGUGCUACUAAAUGCAUAUGUUCCAAUGUAUUUCAAGUUGAAGUUUAUUGAUGCAUUUGUGAAGAUGGGAAAGAUUGGAGUGCUUACUGGAAAUGAGGGAGAGAUACGUGUCAACUGCAGGGUCAUCAACUGAUAAUGAUAUAAUUUAUGUCAUAUAGUCACUCAUGUCGCAUUAUUAUUAUUAUUAUUAUUAUUAUUAUUAUUAUUAUUAUGGUUUUGCAUUAAACAAUAAGAAAAAUAGGUCG
Dioscorea cayenensis subsp. rotundata (Guinea yam) is the source of this 1120-nucleotide messenger RNA. RefSeq names its product peroxidase 5-like. The record is from RefSeq and is a predicted model, not a curated record. Gene Ontology annotation, molecular function: heme binding; peroxidase activity. The transcript is spliced from 4 exons. Gene Ontology annotation, biological process: hydrogen peroxide catabolic process; response to oxidative stress. Bases 25 to 1008 code for a protein of 327 amino acids. Lineage: Eukaryota; Viridiplantae; Streptophyta; Magnoliopsida; Dioscoreales; Dioscoreaceae. Gene Ontology annotation, cellular component: plasmodesma; plant-type cell wall.